Lytechinus pictus (painted urchin) is the source of this 4554-nucleotide messenger RNA. RefSeq names its product zinc finger protein 260-like. Gene Ontology annotation, molecular function: DNA-binding transcription repressor activity, RNA polymerase II-specific. Gene Ontology annotation, biological process: cellular developmental process. The transcript is spliced from 5 exons. The record is from RefSeq and is a predicted model, not a curated record. Bases 278 to 2338 code for a protein of 686 amino acids. NCBI's taxonomy places the organism in Eukaryota, Metazoa, Echinodermata, Echinoidea, Temnopleuroida, Toxopneustidae.
GAACGUAGAGGGCCUGGGUGCGCCGUCGUCGGCGCGGCGUCGCGCGCGUCAUGCACGUCACGUCAAUAUUUUUUUUUUUUCGUACCGGUAAAAUAAGCUCUCGUGAUGACUCGAUCGUUUGCCAUUCCCUUCCUUCCUCUUGCUUUUUUUGUCCGUUCAAAGCUUGUGCAUGAGUGAUAUUGAACAGAGAGUAACACCAUACAAACCACAAGAAGGCUGUUAUUUUGACAGGUAACAGAGGACUCUUCCAGAAUCUCGGGUUACAGAUGACACCAACAUGAUCAGGAUCAAGCAAGAAGCACCAGAGAAAGAAGAGAGGCACACUAAUACAGAUUUAAGUUUGAAGCCAAAUGAAGGGCAUGUAAGUCUAAUAGGAAAGGAUGAAAUGAGGACCUUACAUAAUCUAUUAGAAGAAACUGUAGAGUCAGUCAUAGGAGUGCAGAUCAAGCUUGAGGCUGAAGAUGGAACUGUACAUACUCCAUUACCUUCUAAUGCCAGCUCAGAGAAAAGGGUUCAGUCAUUCCUAGGAGUGCAGGUCAAGCAAAAGAUGCUGUCUUUGAAUACUAACUCGGAAGAUUCUACCCAAUCAGUAAAAGGAGUGCAAGAAAAUGAAAAAAGAUCCAUACAGUUGAGCGACAAAACAAAUCCAUCUGUCAUAGAGGUUAUCAUCAAGGGAGAACAAGACGGGAUGGUUUCAAACACAGAUGGCAUUUCAGAUGAAGUAACACACCUUUCAACCAAAAUCUACAUCAAGCAAGAACCUUCAGGAGAGACUUGUGAAAAUCUUGUUCCACCGAGUCGAGAAGGGAAACUCAAGCAAGAAGUGGACAGUUCAAAUCCUAUUUCUUCAACAAGUUCUGGUGGAGAAAGGAAAGAUUCAGAACAAGCCUCAACAUCAGAAUACACUAUUGACAACAAACAAGAUGGGAAAGAUCAUGAUAUGUUACUCAACAGUGGAGAUAAAAUCCAUUCAACUGUACAUUCUGGAAGGAAGCUAAAUGAAAGUUCAAACGGCAAACAAGCUUUUUCUUUUCAACCCGCUGUUGGGCAACUUGUCAAAACACAUACAGGAAUAACAGAAGAGAAGCUACAUGAAUGUUCUUACUGCGGGAAAGGAUUUACCCGUAAAUAUUAUCUACAAGGCCAUCUCCAAGUGCACAGAGGUGGAAAACAAUAUGAAUGUCCACAUUGUAAGAAAUGCUUUGCCCAGAAGUGCGAUCUUGUACGUCAUUUGAAAAUCCACUCUGGAUUAAAGCCAUAUGAAUGUACAUUCUGCACGAAAACAUUUUCACGUAAAUGUCAUCUAAAAAGCCACAUUCGUAUGCACACGGGAGAGAAGCCAUAUGAAUGUUCCAUUUGUAAGAAAACCUUCACUUUUAGAAUGGAUUUGCACCAUCAUGUCAAAAAACACAGUGCAGAAAAGCAUCACGAAUGUUCAUACUGUAAGAAGAUAUUUUCCUCUCAAACUGAUCUUGAGAGUCAUCUUGUAACACAUGCAGGAGAAAAGAAUGAACCUUCAUUCUGCAAGACUCAAAGUAAACAAAAUGUUGAUUGUCAGUCUGAUCUUCAGCAUCAUGACAGAACGCAUCCAGGAGAAAAGCCAUAUGAAUGUUCACAUUGUGAGAUGGGUUUCUCUCAGAAGAGUGAUCUUGAACAUCAUAUGGACGUUUGUACUUUUGCAAAGCCAUACGAAUGUUCAUACUGCAAGAAACGAUUUGCUCGUAAUUAUUAUCUAAAAUGUCACAUUCGUAUACACACAGGAGAAAAGCCGUAUGAAUGUUUCAUAUGUAAGAAAACUUUCUGUUUUAAAACAGAUAUGCAACGUCAUGUCAAAAAACACGCUGUAGAAAAGUGUCAUGAGUGUUUUUACUGUAAGAAGUUAUUUUCCACUCAAAGUCGUCUUGAACGCCAUCUGAGAACACAUUCAGGGAAAAAGAAAGGAGUUUCUGAUCAAAGUAACCCAAGACGUCGCAUCCAAGGAAACAACAAAGAAUGUUCACAUCUAUGUCCUCAUUGUAAACAAACAUUUGAUUGUCAAUCUGAUCUUGAGCAGCAUGUCAAAACACAUACAGGAGAGAAGCUACAUGAAUGUUUUUUCUGUGGGAAAGGAUUUACCCGUAAAUAUUAUCUUGAAGGUCAUCUCCAAAUGCACAUAGGUGGAAAGAAAUAUGAAUGUUCACAUUGUAAGAAAUGCUUUGCCCAGAAGAGUGAUCUUGUACGUCAUUCGAAAGUUCACUCUGGAUUAAAACCAUUUGAAUGUGCAUUCUGCAAGAGAACAUUUUCUCGCAAAUCUCAUCUAAAAAGUCAUUUCCGUGUGCACACAGGAGAAUCAAAUUAAACAAGGCCUUUUAUGAAACCAGAAUUCAACAUCAUCUCAAAAGAAUUGUGUAUCAAUAUGAUUCAUCUUUAAUUUGGGUUGCUUGCAAAGGACCUGGGGAUUUCCCAUAUUAUAGAGAAUGUAUUCAGGGGCCCGUUUCUCAACACAUGGACAAGUUAGUCAUAUCUUUAUCCGCCAACCACGGAGUUAGUUCCAAUCUUACUAAACCCGUUUCACGAAAUGCUUCCUAACUAGAAUCCCUUGAUAUCGAUACUAUCGGUGGAAAGAGCAGACGAGACGUAGCCUUAGUCACAAAUGAUAAAAAUGCAAUUAUUGUGAUUAAUUUGGAAAUAAAUCUAAUCAAAAUGAUAGCAGAGGCAAAAUAUGUACCAUGCAUACUUAAACCAUGACGACUGGAGCAUUCAAUUGCUGAGAAAAUAAAAUUAUGAAUAAUUCUUUUCAUGACUAUAAUAUCACAUGUGAACGUUGAGAUGGGUACCCCCGGGAUAGUAAAUUUUGAUAGUUUACGGAAGUAAACCAAAAUGGUUUUCUUUGUAAAAUAAUGAUAAUUAUACGUUUAUUAAUGGUUCCAAACAUCAUCAAAAUAUAGUUUAACAUAAAUUUUAAAAUGUUUAGAUACCGAAACACACAAUUGACAAAUUAUUUGCAUAAAUUAGAGAUUUUAUCAAUUAGAGAAUUUAUCAAAGUGUUGAUAAGGGGCUGAAAACAACGAGUCCAGUUAUGGAUGACCUGACGUGGUAGAAUCUUUAUUGAUUUGAUUAUUUACUAUUUCAAAAUUAAUGUCUUUGUUGCGUUGUACCAACAGUUUUUAUAGUUUCUGUGCAUCACAAUUAUUAUUGAAUGAUCUAUCACACCUGUUUUGCAAUGUAAUUUCAACCUCUAUGAUUGAUUACGUAAGAUUAUAAUUUUCAAAUUUCUUGGCACUUUUGCAUGUCAUAGUCUACCCACAUGAUGCCACUACGUCACUAAGAAAAAAGUUAUGACAGGUUCGGAGGUGUCAUAAUUAUUUAGUGAGGUUGUUGUACCCGAUCUUGGUAAAGUGGGCGUCGUGAAACGGUUAGCGGACAAGUAGCUCACUAUCUCCGAUUUAGUCAAGAAGUUAGACUUAUGACGGUGUUGAGAAACGGGCCCCAGGGAUCUUUCCCCCAUACUUUGGUUUGAGUUGGAGUUUAUUAAGUGUCUUUUAAGUUUUAGAUGACUUUGUGGGUUGGUCCCAGACAUAAAUUACCAUUCACACACACUGGUAUACUGGUAUGUUGUUGAAGUCCAUUUCCACUUACAUGUAUCAGUAAGUUGAUUUUUAGUUAGAGCCAAAGGAUGCAUGUUUGUUGAAUGACAGUAGGUUGCAACUAUGGCGAUCCUUAUGAAACCUUACUUCACAAACUCUAUAAUAAGGAACAUUGUAUUUUAAAUUUCUCAUGAUAACAUACAAAGGAAAUGAUGAUUAGGUGAUGCCAUUAGUUCCAUUAUUUGCAUACUGACCGGAAUGUGCAUGUAUAUGUUCUGUUUUUGUGAAAUUAAGCGAAGCUUUAAAAUGUUACACUUUCUUAUCUGCUUUUGAUGUAAUUUUUAUUGUUACAUUUGUUUGAUUUUUCCUUUUUUCAUUUAAGUGACUCUGAAUGUGGAUUGGCUUACCUUUUAAUAGAAAAAUUUUACAAGCAGAACACAUUAAUACUUCAUGUAGUCUACCUUUUUGUACAAUACAUGUGAUACAGCCUUCCACAUGUACAUUACAUAUCAUUGAAUUAAUCAUUUCAAAACUUUAAUAUUGAGUAAGGUUUAGAAAAGUGAAAAUAUCUCAGAGGGAUUUUGAAAAGAAAUGUUAAAUCAACCAUUGUAGCUAGUAGAGAUGGACAUUCAACUUGUAACUUCUGAAGGUUUCCAUGGCAAAGAAGAAGAGUUUAGUGGGUUUCACGUUACACCAUGUAUCUUUCACGGGCAAUUGUUGGUCCUGAAUGGACUACCCAAACUCUACAUUCAACUUGAUUCUUUCUUUGAUCAAACAAGUUCCGCCACUUAUUAAUGAUUAUCUGCAUCUUAAGGAGAACAUACAGGUGUUUUGACAAUGGCAAAUACCAAGGCGUAUCUGUACGUUUAAAAACGACAGUUUUCAUUGUCUUUGUUUUUGGUGGCUGAUUCCCUGUAUCAGAAUAUGUCUUUCAUAAAAUUUAUGCUAUAUGUCUGCUUUUUCAUGGAAUAAAGUAUUUCUUGUGAAA